CGAAGAGGACUCAAAACUUGCUGCUCUUUGUUCUUCACCAUGGCACCUCAAGAUUCUGCUGGGCGAAUUUCCAAGCAGAGUUUUAUAGUUUCUAUCUCCGUACUUCUAGUCCCGGCUAUCUUGGGGGUGUUGGCGCGGUUGUUCAUCCGCCUCCGCAUCCAGAGACAGAGACCCUCCACGGACGACUGGCUGUUGGUAAUUGCCCUCGGCUUCCUCCUGGCCAGUAUCAUUAUUAUGUAUAGGGAGGUGGUGGAUCGGAUGUACUUGGUGUUUGCUCUCGGCCAAGGCAUGACAGAUGUGGCCAUUCCAUCGGAUAUCGUUCAAGUUUCGUACAAGUUCCACCUAUGGAGCGAUGUCUGUCUCUUAAUCUCGUGGUGUGCUUUCAGUGCCGUCAAACUGAGCUUCCUCUUCUUCUUCCGGAAGCUGAUCGAGCGGAUGAGGGCCUGGCAGCUGUACUGGUGGGCCAUCCUCAUCUACACGAUCGCCGUGUUGAUCUACGGAUCCUUGAUCUUCUUCGUCAGCUGUCCCUACUUCUUCGACCCUCGUGAGAAUACUUGCGCAACUGGAAGCAAUAAACAGGUGAUCGUGGCUGAGUCAAUCGCACUGGCAGUGCUCGACACGGUGGGCGACCUCUUGAUUCUCGUGAUCCCAAUCAAUGUCAUCUGGAAGGUCCGGGUGCGAUGGCCACAAAAAGUGCUCCUGACCUGCUCGCUAUGUCUGACGGUCAUCAUGAUCGCCCUCUCAAUUGUGCGGGUCUGCGGGCUCGUAGCAGGCGAUAUGGUCGAUACCAUCUGGGAGACAUACUGGCAAUUUCUGAGCGCCGAAGUCGGGGUGUUCCUGGCCGCGGCCGUCUCGUUUCGCUCGCUCUUUGUGGCGCACAACAAAUCGUACGCACCUAACUAUUCGAUCAAAAAGUUUCUGCAACAGUCUUUUCGGUCUCCGCAGAAGCGCGAUCCCUUGACAUUAUCAGAUUCGUGGCUGGAGAUGCCUGGAUCUGACAUGGAAGCGUUAUCGGGGACUGUCCACGCCACUGCCGGGAAAAAUGGCAUCACCCGCGGUGAGCAACGCGGGGCGGAUUUGGAAGCAAAUUAGACGUCCCGUCAUUGCCUCAGGGCGCUGGUGUCGGAGCGUUACGCGGUUCAGCCGGCUUUCCACCUCUGGCUUGGGGGCUGUAUCCAUCCAAUUCAAGUUAUGGUAUUAUGAGAUAAUGAUAGCGAG
Messenger RNA from Aspergillus homomorphus CBS 101889, 1218 nucleotides. RefSeq lists its product as uncharacterized. Lineage: Eukaryota; Fungi; Ascomycota; Eurotiomycetes; Eurotiales; Aspergillaceae. The transcript is spliced from 4 exons. The record is from RefSeq and is a predicted model, not a curated record. Bases 40 to 1092 code for a protein of 350 amino acids.